CUUAAAGGUGCUACUGGACUCUUUUUGAUUUUGCUGACUUGAAAGGCAACUCCAUGGAAAAGAAGGAAAUGUGCAUUGGAUUGGCAUGCGGUAGCACACAUCCACCCCCCUUAACUGCUUUCCUCCUCCUUUAAAACUCAACCAAAGCUCCUGUUUCCAUCACGAUUUGCUACAGCCAAACAAACAUUGCCCAAGAAUGACCUCCACCUUCUGGGUCUUCUGGCAGAACUGGCAGUGAAGCCACCCCCCCCCCCCACUGCCCCUCUUUUAUUUAUUUAGACUUUGCACAUUUCUCGGCUUCUGCUCCAUGUGAGGCCCAGAGCCAAAAGACCACCUGGAGUUUCUAUUUGCUCAGCAGAGUCCAUUUCAGCUUUCACAUGAUGACUAUAAAUCUCCUGGCACGAGUCCUUGCCACCUUCUCCCUGGGAUUUUGCUGGCUGUCCAGACCACAAGAGAUAUUUCUGGAUUCUUUGGAUGCCCAAGAUAUUUUCUCUUAUUUUCGUAUCACUUCCGUCUCAGAAGCACCUGAGUUUGAGGUGGCACAUCUCACUUGUUCCUGCAGAGGGGGGCAACCGGGAUUAACACCUUGCAAAGUCCAACAAUGCUCCCUUACAGCUUGGGGGGAACUCUAUACCUUCGAAUUCCUCGAGGACCACACCCUCCUUUCCUCAUCGUUCGUGAGUGACCGAAGGCUGAAUUCUUCUGCCAGUUUGCUGAGGCACUUCUGGGGCAAUUGUUUUGCCGGAGGGAAGGUCCUGAGCCCUCCAGGGGCGGAAUGCCGAGUCACAUACUGUGAAGGGCAGCUGCAAGGAGUUGUCAUGGUCCACGGGGAGAAGGUUCACAUCCAGCCUGUGAGAAGCAAACAUCAGACGCUGCUGAAAGGCGAACUUUGUCCCAGGCCCCACGUGGUCUUCAGGAUUCCGCAGAACCACACCGCGGCACUAGCAGGAAGAAAGCUUCCGUCCCGAGUACGGAAGGGGGCUGAGUUGGAUGUGAAGCACUUGGAGCUGCUUGUUGUGGCGGGACCGGAUGUCUUCCAGUUCCAUAAAGAAGACACCGAGAGGUACAUCCUCACAAAUCUGAACAUUGGUGCGGAACUGCUCCGAGACGGCUCGCUGGGAGCUCAGUUCAGGAUCCAUCUGAUCCGAAUGAUCAUCCUCACAGAGCCUGAGGAAGGCAUCAGCAUCACCGCCAACCUGACUUCCUCGAUGUUCAGUGUCUGUGCGUGGGCCAGGAAGGUCAACCCUGAGAACGAUUCAGACCCCAGGCAUGCAGAUCUCGUGCUGUACGUGACCAGGUUUGAUCUGGAAUUACCAGGUGGGAACAACCAAGUGCGUGGCGUCACCCAACUGGGCGGGGCCUGUUCCACCUUCUGGAAUUGCGUCAUCACUGAGGACACUGGAUUUGACCUGGGAGUCACCAUUGCUCAUGAGAUUGGACACAGCUUUGGGAUCCAGCAUGAUGGAGAAGGGAACCAAUGUUCUGGGAACGGACACAUUAUGGGCUCUGAAGGCAUUCUCAAUAGUGUGGAUCUAACAUGGUCUGCAUGUAGUAGAGAGCAGCUCCUCGCUUUUGUAAGUACAGGCCAAGCAGACUGCAUGAACGACCUGCCGGACCUCAAGGACAGCAUCCCAGGAGGGAAGCCCGGCCUAUAUUAUGGGGUGGAUGAGCAGUGCCAGAUAGCUUUUGGGAGUGGAGCUGCUGCCUGCACUUUCGCCAGGCACGACCUUGAUGUGUGUGAAGUCCUCUCUUGUCAUACAAAUGCAGCAGACCUGGCUAGCUGUACACGGCUCCUCAUCCCCCUCCUAGAUGGAACUGAAUGUGGGCUCAGCAAGUGGUGCUUCAAAGGCCGCUGCAGUGUUUUGGAAGACCUGGAUCCCAUUGCAGCAGUCCAUGGGCAUUGGUCCAGCUGGACUUCUUUCACUGCCUGCUCCCGCAGCUGCGGAGGGGGAGUCGUGGUUCGAAGACGGCAGUGCAACAACCCCAGGCCUGCUUUUGGAGGGCAUCCAUGUGAGGGGCAAAACUUGCAAGCAGAAAUGUGUAACGUGCAGCCUUGCCUGACCACCCAGCUGGGUUUCAUGGAUGAACAAUGUUCUGCAACGGAUCUGAAGCCCCUUGACCUUAGUCCGGCGUUCCCGUCCUUUUACAAAUGGAUUUCAGCAGCUAGUUAUGCCAAAGGAGACCUUUUGUGCAAACACGUGUGCAGGGCACAUGGGAAGGAUUUUAUGGUGAGUCGAGGGGACCAAUUCAUCGAUGGGACGAGGUGUGAGCAGAGUGUCCAGGGAGACAAAAAGGCGCUCGGCGUGUGUGUGAUGGGCAGCUGCCUGGCUUUUGGGUGUGAUGGCAGGAUGGAUUCUGAGAAGAAAAUGGAUGCCUGCAGGGUGUGUGGUGGAGACAACUCUACAUGUUUCAGUGUGAAGGGCUCGUACACAGAUGGGAAAGCCAGAGAAUAUGUUACCUUUCUGAUGCUUUCUCCUAAUGCUACCACUGUCCAUGUGGUUAACCAGAAACCACUCUUCACUCACUUGGCUGUGAGGGUCAAAGGGCAGUACGUGGUGGCUGGAGCUGGCAGCAUUUCUUUGAACGUCACGUAUCCGUCUGUCUUGGAGGACAGCCAGCUAGAAUACAAGGUCUUUCUUACGGAGGACAACCUGCCUAGAUUGGAGGAAAUUCACGUGGAUGGACCAGUGCAGGAGGAUGUAGAGAUACAGGUUUAUAGGAGAUAUGGGAAGGAAUAUGGGGGUAUCACCAGUCCAGACAUCAUCUUCAGCUACUUUCAGCCGAAUGAGAAACAGGAAUUCACAUGGGCUUCCCGAACAAACCCCUGUUCAGUGAGCUGUGGCGAAGGGAUUCUGCAAGUCGAUCACUCCUGCUUUGACCAGAUAAGAGGUGAACUGACCAGUGACCUGCAUUGCCUGAAGACCCCUCGGCCCCUUGCCAGGCAAGAGCCUUGCUCCCUGGCACCCUGCCCACCUCAAUGGAAAGCAUCUGAGCCAGGCAAGUGCUCUGCCAUUUGCGGCUUAGGAAUUGCCCUACGGACUUUGUCCUGCAUCCAGGUUCUUGCUGGCCUGGAGAUCGCAGUGGAGGAUGUCCUGUGCCCAGUAGACAAGAAGCCCCUUGCCUUUGUUCCAUGCAUGGUGAACGUCUGCCCUCUGGGAUGGAACAGACAGAAAGACGUGCCCCCCCCGGAGUCGUCUGUCCCCUUUUGGCCCCAUCAGAAUGGCAACCAGUCCGUGUACGUCUGGAGCCCUUUGGCUGGAGAAUGCCCCGUCAGCUGUGGAGGAGGCUUGAUGCUGUUGCGCUAUGUCUGUUUGGACUUCAGUACCAAAGAAGAAACCAAGGAGGAACUUUGUAACCAGGCACCAAAGCCGGGGAGUCAGCUGGAAGUCUGUAAUCCUUUGCCAUGUCCGCCAAGGUGGUUUCGCAAAGAGGGCACGUGCAGUGCAAGCUGUGGUGGAGGCAUGAUGCGCCAUGUCCUGUACUGUGCACGGCACAUGGGAGAAGAGGAGGAGGAGGAGGAGGAAGAGAUCCUGCUAGACUCGCACUGUGAGGGUUUGCCUCGCCCCAAGGAACAGGAAGCAUGCAACCUGCAGCCGUGUCCCCCGAGGUGGAAAGUGGCAGGUCUCAGCCCAUGUUCCUCCUCCUGUGGCCUUGGGGUGGCCAUACAGAAAGUCAUUUGCGCACAGUUUUCUGGAGGCCGGGAGACUGAAGUGGCGAACACCUCCUGCCUGGAAGCGGAAAAGCCCCUUUCCCGCAUCCCCUGUGUCACCAGGAUGUGUUCUUAUGAGUGGGGAUUUACCAAAUGGACAGAGUGCUCUCUGACUUGUGGAAAUGGCAUCCAGACACGGCAGGAUUUCUGCGUCAGUCCCCAAACUGGCGCACGAGUGAGCCCUGUCCUGUGCAUGCCUUCCCCCAAGCCUGUGAUGGUGAGAAGUUGCUCCCUUGGCCCCUGCCUUGAACAAACUACGGCAGAUGGGCUCCUUAGCGGGGAGACCAGGACUCCGAUGCCAGGUGCUGACCGGAUGAGUACUGGAGCCACUGUCAGCCCCAACGGACCAGGAGAAGGAGCCCUGCACAUCCAAUGGCCUGGCAAACUGGCUCCUCCUGGGACGCAAUUGCAAGAGACACCUGGGGAAGAUGAUGCUGGUGUCUGUGGGAGGCUGUUCCUCAGUUCCACCGGGUUGAUCAACAUGACUGGCUUGCAAGCCAGAGACUGUACUGUUGCCAUCGGCCGCCCCUUAGGAGAGGUGGUAACAGUCCAGGUGCUGGAGAACUCCCUGAACUGCAGUGCAGGGGAGGUGGUGGUGUUUCUGGGCCGGAUGAUGUGGCGGACGGGUUGCAAGAGGUUGACGCUCUCUGUCAUAAAUGCCCGGAGCAACACUCUGAUGGUGAGACAGCGCCUCCUGUUGCCUGGGAAUGGAGUUGUCCUUCAGUACAUCAGCGAAACGGCCAGGAAGAAAUACCACCAAGAGUGUGACAGGCAGCUCUUCGGCCCACGAGGAGAAAUAGCAAACCCUGCAGGGGCAACAGACAUGGACCAGCCAGCAGCAUGCAGGACCUUCAUUGAUGUGGCUCCAAGGCACCGCGUAGCCAUCCACGCCGUCCAUGUAGAUCUGAGAGCCCAGGCCAACCAAAUGCACUCCAAUUACAUCUUGAUUCGAGACGUGAACACCAUGAAAACCUCCGUCUUCUGUGGAAACCAGCUCUUUUACUGGCAGUCAACCGGGAACCGGGUGGAGAUUGAAUUUAACAAAGACUUUACCAAUAUCCGUUUCCGAGCAGAGUACUGGAUCCUCCAACCCAAAUAAAGCCCAUCCUAUCAUUUCAUUAUUGCUGAGGGAAUGAUCCCCUUGAGGGAUCUGUAGCUGGAGACAUGUUGACAGGUGUGGCUUCUCUUGUAGUUCUGAGUUCCAAAGAGUUUAUUGUCUAUAGCCAUAGGACGUCACAAUUCACCAAACAUCGACUAAUAAACAAUUAAAUCCAUUA
Eublepharis macularius is the source of this 4986-nucleotide messenger RNA. RefSeq names its product ADAM metallopeptidase with thrombospondin type 1 motif 13 (gene ADAMTS13). Gene Ontology annotation, biological process: proteolysis; extracellular matrix organization. The record is from RefSeq and is a predicted model, not a curated record. The transcript has 30 exons. NCBI's taxonomy places the organism in Eukaryota, Metazoa, Chordata, Lepidosauria, Squamata, Eublepharidae. Gene Ontology annotation, molecular function: metalloendopeptidase activity. Gene Ontology annotation, cellular component: extracellular matrix. The coding region runs from base 378 to 4808 and encodes 1476 amino acids.